AUGGAAGCGAUCAAACACGGCGAAGACGACGUGAUUGUGGGCGAGCAGGACAUGGGCAGUGUUCUCGCACCAGAGCAGUGCCUCACUAAGACUCGAAGCCUAUCGGAUGGAGGCGGCGCCCAAUUGUCACCCUCGCCCUUCAUAAUCGACACGAGAAGAACGUCAAAGGACGACAGUUCACUGCGGGAUGUCGCGUCGUCAACGGCUGCACAAAGCACGACUCCUGCGCCUGUUACCCCGCGGCGACCCGACUUCCCCCUCCGUGGCCUAUCACUGCAUCUGCCCAGUCGCGACACAGCUACGACGCCAGGACAAGGCCAGCCAUCAUCAUACGUCAAGCCCAGCCCAUUGUCUCCAAAGCUGGACCAGUCCCACAUAUAUGCCUCUCCAACCAAUAUCCUGCCCAGACGAUCGCGGGGCCUCGACUUUUCGAGAGCAGCGACCAGUCUGCACCACUCCACCCUGGCCGAGCAGUCGUCACCAGAUACUUCCCCAACGAUCGGCGGCGGAAGGGCCAUGAAUAUUCCAGGCCGGAGCAUUGGGGAAUAUGGCAUUGAACAAUCAUCCAACUCGUUGUGGUCUAUUAUGGGUAAUCAGGAACGCAUGAAUGUUUCCAGCUCCAUUGGGAGUGCCAAUCACCACCACAUGGCCUUGGGCUCUGAUACUUCAUCGAGCUCCGACGAUGACGAUCCAAUGGAUGAGGAGAUGGAGGACGCUUUUAUGGGCACACCCCACGCAGCAAAAACUGGCCAGGUCUCUGGGAUUCCGUGGAUGCCCGGCAACUCGCCUGCCGCAAAUAGUCUGAACAGCUUCAGGGCACGACCGAGGAAACAACCAAAGAAAAAGUUUCGUGGUCUACUGGGGUUGGGCUUCAAUCCUGCCGCGCCUCCCGGGUUGUCCAAGUCCCCUCCGAAUAACGUCGUCAGCGAGAUGAAGGAUUCCCCCGGAUCACAUGCAAGGAGGGAGAGCAUUAGCUGGGCCGCCAAUCAAUUGCACAUAUCCGCCGCGGAUGACGAGAAGGCUAUGGAUGCUAUUGACAUUCCUAGAGACGGUCGUGGAGGAGUUGUCAGGCGCGCAGUGACCCGGCGCGGCAACCUUCUUCCCAAAACCAAGGGGUUUGCUCGCAUUCGAGCCGCACUGGCCGAGGAAGGCGCGCCUGUCGACUCCGAAUUUCGAAGGGAAGCCGAAGUUAUUCGUCAGGUGCGCGAGAGCGAUAUGGACCUGGAGCCUCGAGUGCAAUCCGGACCCCCUCCCCUCGAUAUAGCGUCGGCCAAGUCCUCGCCCAAUCUAAACGAUGAAACCAUUGACGAUAUGCUGGAUGACGACCUCAUAGCGGACUCGGGCUUGUCCAGCAGCUUCAAGCAACAAGCACUCAAGAAUUCUAAGGGAAAACAAUUUUGGGAUGACUUCUCCGAGACAAGCAGCGUGGCCGGCAGUCGGGUUACGCCACCGCCCCCAGCAUUUCUGCCUCGUGGCUCAUCGUCGGGCAUUAGCGAUAUGAACAUGGACUCGCCUCUGACGCGGCAUAACAGCUUAUUCGGGCCCGGUCCAGCGCUUGCAAUGAUUGGCAACGAGAGCGAUAGCCAGCGUUCGGAAACCCCCCAGGCCUCGGGUUCUGCCACGGGAUCCCAAGGACCGAAGCUGCCACCGACUGCCGAAGAGAUUACCCGUCGCAUCAACAAUAAGCGACGAAGGGACGACGACUUCGACCCCGUCGGCUUCAAGAGACGAGCAGUCAGCCCUGGCAUGAGCGUACACAACUCGCCCGUUAUGCAGAGCCCCCUACAGCGCGAUAUGGCGCCAUGGGGCUCGCGGCCGGGAAGCAAUGGAGGCGACAAGGCCUCUGGCACGCCGAGCGACAAUGGCAGUACGGGUGGAACUACGGGUGGUGGUGCCACGAAUAAUGGAAGGCCGAUCAGUGGUGCUAAGGGCCGAGUCGGGUUCCAAGGCAUGGUGGAUACACACGAUGGGUUGAUGCGCAUGAGCAUUGAAUAA
Pestalotiopsis fici W106-1 is the source of this 1995-nucleotide messenger RNA. RefSeq lists its product as uncharacterized. The record is from RefSeq and is a predicted model, not a curated record. Lineage: Eukaryota; Fungi; Ascomycota; Sordariomycetes; Amphisphaeriales; Sporocadaceae. The transcript is spliced from 2 exons. Gene Ontology annotation, cellular component: site of double-strand break. The coding region runs from base 1 to 1995 and encodes 664 amino acids.